GCUGAUGGUUUGGGAAGUAUAGCUAUAGAUACCACACAGCUUAACAUGUCAGUCACUGAUCCGACGGCUUGGGCUACAGCUAUGAAUAACCUGGGGAUGGUUCCAGUAGGACUGGCUGGACAACAACUUGUGACAGAUUCAAUCUGUGUACCAGGCUUUGAUCCAAGUCUUAGCAUGAUGACUGGAAUCACUCCGAUUAACCCAAUGAUACCAGGCAUGGGGUUAGUGCCACCACCACCACCAACAGAUGUGCCUGUAGUCAAAGAAAUAAUUCACUGCAAAAGCUGCACGCUAUUCCCUCCAAACCCAAAUCUUCCACCACCUUCAACAAGAGAAAGACCUCCUGGGUGUAAAACAGUAUUUGUUGGAGGAUUACCAGAAAAUGCGACGGAGGAAAUUAUUCAGGAAGUCUUUGAGCAGUGUGGAGAUAUAACAGCAAUUCGGAAAAGCAAGAAGAAUUUUUGUCACAUUCGUUUUUCAGAGGAGUUCAUGGUUGAUAAAGCCAUUUACCUUUCUGGUUACCGCAUGAGAUUAGGAUCUAGCACAGACAAAAAGGAUUCAGGUCGCCUUCAUGUUGAUUUUGCUCAGGCAAGAGAUGACUUUUAUGAAUGGGAAUGCAAACAAAGAAUGCUGGCCAGAGAAGAACGCCACAGACGCAAAAUGGAAGAAGACAGACUGCGCCCUCCUUCCCCUCCAGCAAUAAUGCAUUAUUCUGAACAUGAAGCUGCUUUGCUGGCUGAAAAAUUGAAAGAUGAUAGCAAGUUUUCAGAGGCCAUCACAGUGCUGCUUACCUGGAUUGAGCGAGGCGAGGUGAAUCGGCGCUCAGCAAACCAGUUUUAUUCGAUGGUGCAGUCAGCCAACAGCCAUGUUCGCCGGCUCAUGAACGAAAAGGCCGGUCAUGAGCAAGAAAUGGAGCAAGCCAAGGAGAGUUUCAAAAAUGCCUUAACAGGGAUCCUCACUCAAUUUGAGCAGAUUGUCGCCGUUUUCAACGCUUCUACCAGACAAAAAGCUUGGGACCAUUUCUCGAAAGCCCAGCGAAAGAACAUAGACAUUUGGCGAAAGCAUUCUGAGGAGCUCCGAAAUGCUCACAGUGAACAGCUCAUGGGAAUCCGACGGGAAGAGGAGAUGGAAAUGUCCGAUGAUGACAGUGGUGACAAUCCCAGUAAAAAGCUGAGAGUAGAUGAUUCAG
Mesitornis unicolor (brown roatelo) is the source of this 1189-nucleotide messenger RNA. Its product is annotated as ecto-NOX disulfide-thiol exchanger 1. The transcript is spliced from 7 exons. The annotation marks the transcript as partial. Gene Ontology annotation, biological process: ultradian rhythm. Gene Ontology annotation, molecular function: RNA binding; protein-disulfide reductase activity. Gene Ontology annotation, cellular component: plasma membrane; external side of plasma membrane. The record is from RefSeq and is a predicted model, not a curated record. Lineage: Eukaryota; Metazoa; Chordata; Aves; Mesitornithiformes; Mesitornithidae.